AUGCUACUGGCUCUGAGGAUCAACAUUCUGGCCAAAGGGUACAGUGGCGUCUCCAUGGAAACGGUCCAGGCUAUGGUCAAAGCCUUCAAUGCUUCCUGCCUGUCGUGGGUGCCAGAGAAGGGGACGGUAGGGGCUAGUGGAGACCUGGCCCCCCUGGCCCACCUCACCCUGGGCCUUAUGGGAGAGGGCAGGAUGUGGUCGCCUCAAUGCGGCUGGGACCAUGCCAAAACAAAUGUAUACAUUAAGGCCUCUAACUCGUUUCCUUCGUCUUUCUUUCUCCUCUCCUUUAUUCUUUCUUUCCUCCUUUUCCAGGUACUGGAAUGUCAUGGACUCACACCUUUGGUACUGAAGCCGAAAGAGGGCAUCGGUCUGAUCAACGGGACUCAGAUGAUGUCAUCUCUGGCGGCGGAGGCAGUGGAGCGAGCUGUGGGCGUGGCCAGGCAGGCUGACAUCAUCGGUGCCCUCAGCCUGGAGGCCCUGAGGGGCACCACCAAAGCCUUCCACAGCGACAUCCAUGCAGUGAGGCCACACCCUGGUCAGAUAGAGGUGGCACUGAGACUGCGCUCUCUACUCCACUCGGACGUCUUCCCCUCCCAGAUCUCUGAUAGUCAUAGGACAUGUGACCGUGUCCAGGAUGCAUACACCCUCCGCUGUAUCCCACAGGUUCAUGGGGUGGUUAACGACACCAUAGCCUUUGUUAAGAGCAUCCUCACCACUGAGCUCAACAGUGCCACUGACAACCCUCUGGUUUUUGCAGAGCGAGGUGAGACUAUCUCUGGGGGUAAUUUCCAUGGAGAAUACCCAGCCAAGGCUCUAGACUACCUGGCCAUCGGGGUCCAUGAGCUGGCCAGUAUGAGUGAGAGGAGGACAGAGAGGCUGGUCAACCCCUCCCUCAGUGAGCUGCCUGCCUUCCUGGUCCAAGACGGAGGCCUCAACUCUGGCUUCAUGAUUGCACACUGCACUGCUGCCGCCCUUGUAUCUGAGAGCAAGGCGUUGUGCCACCCGUCCUCCGUGGACUCCCUGUCCACCAGCGCAGCCACUGAAGACCAUGUAUCUAUGGGUGGCUGGGCCGCUAGGAAGGCCCUGAGGGUGGUGGAACACGUAGAGCAAGUUCUGGCCAUAGAGCUGCUCGCUGCCUGUCAAGCCCUGGAGUUUCUCCGCCCGCUCAAGUCCACUACCCCUCUGGAGAAAGUCCAUGAGCUAGUGCGUACUGUUGUCAGGCCUUGGGAUCAUGACCGUCAAAUGAGUCCUGACAUCGAGGCUGCUCACACGCUCCUCAGAGAGGAAAAGGUGUGGGAGGCGGUUCGGCCAUACAUGGACCAAUACCGAGACAGGCUCGGACUGAAACCACUUCCACUGAAUGACUAG
Messenger RNA from Salvelinus fontinalis (brook trout), 1368 nucleotides. Its product is annotated as histidine ammonia-lyase-like. Lineage: Eukaryota; Metazoa; Chordata; Actinopteri; Salmoniformes; Salmonidae. Gene Ontology annotation, molecular function: histidine ammonia-lyase activity. The transcript has 13 exons. The record is from RefSeq and is a predicted model, not a curated record. Gene Ontology annotation, biological process: L-histidine catabolic process. The coding region runs from base 1 to 1368 and encodes 455 amino acids.